Heterocephalus glaber (naked mole-rat) is the source of this 951-nucleotide messenger RNA. Its product is annotated as olfactory receptor 1165. Gene Ontology annotation, molecular function: olfactory receptor activity; G protein-coupled receptor activity. The record is from RefSeq and is a predicted model, not a curated record. Gene Ontology annotation, cellular component: membrane. Gene Ontology annotation, biological process: G protein-coupled receptor signaling pathway. Lineage: Eukaryota; Metazoa; Chordata; Mammalia; Rodentia; Bathyergidae.
AUGCUGCUUGAUUUGGGAAACCAGAGCUCUGUGACUUCGUUCAUCCUAGUGGGGUUCUCAGAUUACCCCCAGCUCCAAGUGCCCCUCUUCCUGGUGUUCCUGAUCACCUAUACGGUCACUCUGGUGGGAAACUUGGGCAUAAUUGCUGUCAUCAGGAUCAAUGCAAAACUUCACACACCUAUGUACUUUUUUCUCCGCCAUCUUUCCCUUUUAGAUAUUUGCUAUUCCACUGUAUUUACACCCAAACUCUUAGAGAUUUUAAUUGUGGAAGAAAGAACGAUCUCCUUCAAGGGAUGCAUGACACAGUUUUUCUUCAUUUGCAUGUUUGUGGUCACAGAGAUGUUCAUGUUGGCAGUGAUGGCCUAUGACCGGUUCAUGGCUGUCUGUAACCCCUUGUUCUACACAGUGGCGAUGUCUCCUAAGCUCUGUGCUCUCCUGGUAACAGGAAGUUACAUGUGGGGUGCACUCUGCUCAGUGAUACUCACAUACUCCCUUUUGCAACUAACAUACUGCCACUCUAAAGCCAUCAACCACUUUGGCUGUGAGUAUUCUGCAGUCAUUUCUGUGUCCUGCUCGGACUCCACCUUCAGCAAGAUGGCAUCUCUAAUGAUAUCUAUACUGAGUGAGGCCUGCAGUCUCCUGAUCACCCUCACCUCCUAUGUGGUCAUCGUGGUGACUAUCAUCAGGAUGCCCUCCAAGGGUGGACUCCAAAAAGCCUUCUCCACCUGCACCUCCCACCUGACCGCCAUCAGCAUCUUCCAUGGCAUGAUCCUCCUCCUCUACUGUAUACCCAGCUCCAAGAGCUCCUGGCUUCUGGUCAAAGUGGCCACUGUGCUUUUCACAGUCCUGAUCCCCAUGCUGAACCCCCUCAUCUACAGCCUCAGGAACAAGGAUGUGAAAGACACAGUCAGGAGGUUAAUCAACUCCAGACUGCAUUCCCAUUCACAAUAA